UGCCUCCCACCGCUGUAUAAAGCCAGCUCCCAGCCUCGCGUCCGCGGAUUCCUGGGGGCAUCUCUAUCAUUUCUCAAGCGAUCAACCCAGCCAUAUCAAUCCGACCAAAAGAUAUUCUGAUUCGUCAACAAGCAAAGCGUCCGUUAUGUCUCCCGUCCUAGCCCUCGCCCACAAGCUGACGGACAUCGAGCUCGGUUCGUUCGGUGAGGGCAUAUGGGCAGUCAUCUUGGGAUGGCUAUCCGCGACGUGGGAAAGUGUUAAAGAGUGGAACCAGCACCCUCCUGCGUGGCUGAUGUGGGCGAUAUUAGCAUGGCUCAUCACCUUCACCUUGGUAGCUACGAUCCUGUUUACCUUGGGGUUCGGUCCCGUCGGCAUCGUCGCCGGCUCGUUCGCAGCGUGGUUCCAGUCGUGGGCGUUCGGUGCCUUCACACCUGCAGGCGGUCUCUUUGCUCUCUGUACCAGCCUGGCCAUGCUAGGGAUCCUAAAUCCAAUUCUUUGUUUUGUUGCGGCAUUGAUCGCUACAAUUGUUGCAGUUAUCGUUGGCGUUUGGACAAGCUCAGCCUAGAACGGUUUGGUUCUUGACGCACCAGAAAUCACGAGCUGGAUGUUACACCUACCUAUAAGUUGGGAACAGGGCAUAGACGCUGGGAGCGCUUCUACAGCCCACCAAACUGGCAAUCUGAUCAUUAGAUGCCGGUUGAUGUACUACCUAGAAUAGGAGCCCUUAGGGUCAUCAGACGAUCGUAUCUGUGGUUCUCCUGCGACUGUCGUAUUUUUCCCGAUCAAGUGUAGAUUGCAUUUCCC
Messenger RNA from Gaeumannomyces tritici R3-111a-1, 804 nucleotides. RefSeq lists its product as hypothetical. The transcript has 2 exons. Gene Ontology annotation, cellular component: membrane. The record is from RefSeq and is a predicted model, not a curated record. Bases 146 to 565 code for a protein of 139 amino acids. Lineage: Eukaryota; Fungi; Ascomycota; Sordariomycetes; Magnaporthales; Magnaporthaceae.